GAAGAAAAUAAUACGACAACUAACAUCUGCAGGGUGCUGGUUCCUUUGUGUCCAAACCAAGGAAAGCCUCUCCUCCUUCUCUCUCCUGCCAUUGCCUUCUGGCUCUCCUCUAUUCAAGCUGAGGAAAAGGUAGCUGCAUGCUCUCCUUGCCGAGCCGGCGCCAUGGAGGCCAACAAACCAAGCUACUAUCUCUUCGCCGCUGUCUUUGCGGCACUCCUUCUGUCCUCCAUGGCUGGCGCGCCAAGGAAGCUUCUUAAUGAAGAUCAUGCAGGAUCGACGAUGCAGGAUGGCGACGAUGUGUUGGUGGUGGUGCACGGCGGGAGAAUCCUCAGGCAGGUGAAGACGAACGACUAUGGGUCCUACGACCCAACUCCGACCAUGGCGAAGCCUCACUUCAAGGACAUACCUAACUGAUUAACCGGCCAUCUACAUAUCUGAGAUCGACGGCUGGAUGUAUACUGCUGCUACGUGCUUCAACUAUCAAGAUCUUGACCGAUGGCCGGGUUAAUGAUCCCACACAUAUAUGGGAAAGUAUGAUAUGCCCUACAUAUUAUUUUGUCCUCAAUAAAUCUCGUCUCAUGUAUAUCAAUGAGCGACACGCGCGUGGAACAUAUAUAUUUGUAUGUAUGUACACUUGUAUUUUGUGGAUAUAUACACGGUCGUGUGCAUUCUU
Messenger RNA from Lolium rigidum, 673 nucleotides. RefSeq lists its product as uncharacterized. The coding region runs from base 163 to 414 and encodes 83 amino acids. The transcript is spliced from 4 exons. The record is from RefSeq and is a predicted model, not a curated record. NCBI's taxonomy places the organism in Eukaryota, Viridiplantae, Streptophyta, Magnoliopsida, Poales, Poaceae.